UUUACUAGCUGGACAAUGUUCUUGAAUCUUUUUCAGGGUUCAGCUGAUCCCUUAAACAGUGCAUUCCACCUGACCUACAACAUGGUAUUGAACUUGCUUCGAGUAGAAGAAAUUAACCCUGAAUACAUGUUAGAGAAGUCAUUCUAUCAGUUUCAACAUUACAGAGCUAUUCCAGGAGUGGUAGAAAAGGUGAAUAAAUUGGAAGAACAGUAUAACAAAAUAGUAAUUCCCAAUGAAGAAAAUGUGGUCAUAUACUAUAAAAUCCGACAGCAGCUUGCAAAACUGGGUAAAGAGAUUGAAGAAUAUAUUCACAAGCCCAAGUAUUGCUUGCCCUUUCUACAGCCAGGAAGACUGGUAAAGGUGAAAAAUGAAGAUGAUGACUUUGGAUGGGGAGUGGUUGUUAAUUUCUCAAAGAAAUCCAAUGUUAAGCCUAAUUCUGGUGAGUUGGACCCAUUGUAUGUAGUUGAAGUGCUCCUGCACUGCAGCAAAGAGAGUCUGAAAAAUUCUGCUACUGAGGCUGCAAAGCCAGCAAGACCUGAUGAGAAAGGAGAGAUGCAGGUUGUUCCUGUUCUGGUACAUCUCCUCUCGGCCAUCAGCAGUGUCAGACUUUACAUACCGAAAGACCUGAGGCCUAUUGACAACAGGCAAAGUGUGCUGAAAUCUAUACAGGAAGUACAGAAGCGAUUUCCUGAUGGGAUACCACUGUUAGAUCCCAUUGAUGACAUGGGUAUCAAAGAUCAAGGACUGAAAAAAGUCAUCCAGAAAGUAGAAGCAUUUGAGCAUAGGAUGUAUUCGCAUCCUCUUCAUAAUGAUCCCAAUUUAGAAACUAUAUAUAAACUUUGUGAAAGAAAAGCACAGAUUGCCAUGGAUAUUAAAGCAGCAAAGCGAGAACUGAAAAGGGCCAGAACUGUCUUACAAAUGGAUGAACUCAAAUGCCGCAAGCGUGUUUUGAGAAGGCUGGGGUUUGCCACAUCUUCCGAUGUCAUUGAGAUGAAAGGACGUGUUGCCUGUGAAAUCAGCAGUGCUGAUGAACUUCUCCUGACCGAAAUGAUGUUUAAUGGGCUCUUCAAUGACUUAUCUGCAGAUCAGGCAACUGCGCUGCUAAGCUGUUUUGUCUUUCAGGAGAACUCCAAUGAAAUGCCAAAACUGACAGAGCAGCUGGCAGGACCACUUCGACAAAUGCAGGAGUGUGCUAAAAGGAUCGCCAGGGUAUCAGCAGAAGCAAAACUGGAAAUUGAUGAAGAAAAUUACUUAAAUUCUUUCAGACCCAAUCUCAUGGAUGUUGUAUACACAUGGGCAAAUGGAGCUAGCUUUGCUCACAUUUGCAAGAUGACUGAUGUCUUUGAAGGUAGCAUAAUUCGGUGUAUGAGAAGGCUAGAAGAAUUACUUCGGCAAAUGUGUCAGGCAGCAAAAGCAAUUGGAAACACAGAGCUGGAAAAUAAGUUUGCAGAGGGUAUUACAAAAAUCAAGAGAGAUAUUGUGUUUGCAGCAAGCCUUUACCUGUAACAAAGUUCAUCAGCUUCACAUACCAUCUUGAGUCAAGACAUUGUAUUAAUUGUAUUUAAACCACAAUAAUUUCAACAAGGCAUGUACAAACAGCAGUGUACAUGAUAAGUGUUACCACAUUCAUAAUAAAAAUUUACAGAUUUACUA
Meleagris gallopavo (turkey) is the source of this 1653-nucleotide messenger RNA. The record is from RefSeq and is a predicted model, not a curated record. NCBI's taxonomy places the organism in Eukaryota, Metazoa, Chordata, Aves, Galliformes, Phasianidae.